This is a messenger RNA of Sphenostylis stenocarpa, 1017 nucleotides long. NCBI's taxonomy places the organism in Eukaryota, Viridiplantae, Streptophyta, Magnoliopsida, Fabales, Fabaceae. The record is from the annotation of a GenBank genome assembly.
AUGACUUUUCCAAAACCAGAAUUGAUACCAUUGCUCCUUUUGGCCCUUGUAACCCUCUCCUUCACAACCAUGUCCAGCGCAGCUGAUUGCGCUGGCGCCGGUGCUAUUUCGGUUUACUGGGGCCAAAAGUCCAAUGAAACAGAAGGCACCUUACAGAGCCUAUGUUCCAGUGGGAACUACAACAUCGUGAUCCUCGAAAGCCUUCUGGUGUACGAUAAUGGCAGUGAUCCGCAAAUAAACUUGGCCGAACAUUGUGGCAAUUCUUGCUCCAAGCUACAGCCAGAAAUAGAAUACUGCCAAAAAAAUAAAAGCAUCAAAGUGUUCCUUUCCAUUGGCCAAGCCAGAACAGUCCUAAAAACCAAAAACCACCGCCACUACUCCAGCUCCAACAUCACAGCAGCAGAAAACCUUGCAAGCUACCUCUUGGAGAAUUUCCUUAGUGGCAACUCUGGUCCACUGGGAAGCGUAACCCUAGACGGCAUCGACAUUGCUGACGUGCAGGACGGUGAAAACCUAAAAUGGGAUGAAGUUGUUAGGGCCAUUAACGCAUCCACAACAGCCAGAAAAAUUUACUUGUCCGCAUCACCAGAAUGUGUGUACCCUGAUUACUACCUUGGCACAGCAAUCAGCACUGGCCUUUUUGACUACAUCUGGGUUGAGUUCUUCUACCAGAACCCUUGCAUUUACGCAAACGGAGACGCUGCCAAUCUUUUGAAAGAGUGGAACAAAUGGACCACAGGUGUUCCCAAGAGCAAAAUAUUUUUGGGACUGGUGGCUUCCGAUGAGGUAGCAGGGUAUAUACCACCCGAAGAUCUUAUUACUAAGGUUCUGCCAACCAUAAAGCAAUCUUCAAACUAUGGUGGGGUUAUGAUUUGGGACAGAGGUUAUGAUCUGAGUAGUAACUACUCUGCUCAGAUAAAAGACAGCGUUCCAAAAGGUUGUAGAUGUGUGUGUGAUGAUGAUGCAUGGAACGGUUUCUACGGUCUUGGUUCUGCGUCGCUGGGAAUGUUUGGUUGA